AUGGGAUCCUCCACAAACUUCAGUCUGGACCUGGUCCCAGAUGUGAGUCCCUCAGGAGUGACCGGUCCAAGGAUUUACCAUGGGACUUCAGGACAGAAGCGGCUGCAGAUGUCUCCACUGGUCCGCACCAUGGCUCUCACCUGGUCUCCAUAUUUAAGCACAGGGACACUACAGGCAGCGAUCCUCUGUACCUGUGUGCUGAAGCACAAGGACACUACAGGCAGCGAUCCUCUGUACCUGUGUGCUGUAGCACAGGGACACUACAGGCAGCGAUCCUCUGUACCUGUGUGCUGUAAGCACAGGGACACUAAAGGCAGCGAUCCUCUGUACCUGUGUGCUGUAGCACAAGGACACUACAGGCAGCGAUCCUCUGUACCUGUGUGCUGCAGCACAGGGACACUACAGGCAGAUCCUCUGUACCUGUGUGCUGUAGCACAGGGACACUACAGGCAGAUCCUCUGUACCUGUGUGCUGUAG
Messenger RNA from Knipowitschia caucasica, 477 nucleotides. NCBI's taxonomy places the organism in Eukaryota, Metazoa, Chordata, Actinopteri, Gobiiformes, Gobiidae. The record is from the annotation of a GenBank genome assembly.